AAUGCCUAGGCUAUGUCGAGCCUGUCAGGGUACGAUGUGAACGGGGGUGGUUGCGUGCAUCUAUAUAACCGGCCUUGUCGUGUCACAUUCGCGCACGCUCUCCUACCGACUUCCUCAGUGCACGUCGCAUCCUUAUUGACUGGGUAACUUAGGCUACUCACCGGGUCAUAGCUUUCGGCUCGAGGCAUAGCAUUGUCUUCACGAUGGCGGACACACAGACGACAAUCGCCACGGUUGCUGCCCCUGUGGCCUCAGUACGCGCCUCGGUAGACGAGAAGGCUGUCACUGGACAUGGUGUGAGCAAUGUAGACGAAGAGACGGUGUAUGAUGAGGAAGGCCACGAGAUCUGGCAGGGGCUCGUCUUGCCUACCGACGACGAGAAGGCGUCGCUACGCCGUGUCUCGGGAAAGAUGCCUUCUACCACCUACUGGCUGUGUGCCGUCGAGUUCGCUGAACGAGCCUCGUACUACGGCUGCAACCAGGUGUACAAGAACUUCAUCCGUGCACCUCUCCCCCUACCUCCCAAUGGUCCUGGUACCGGUGCCACCUACCCAGGCAGCGACUUCACUGCCGGUGCGCUAGGCAAGGGGUCUGCCGUAGCCUCAGCCGUCACGGAAUCUUUCAAGUUCCUGGCGUAUGCUCUGCCUGUCUUCUUCGGCUGGCUCGCCGAUACCAAGUACGGUCGUUUCAGGAUGAUUUGCCAGGGUGUUGCCAUCUGUGGUGUCGCCCACGUCAUCAUGAUCAUCUCUGCCCUGCCGCAAGUCCUUCAAUCUGGCAAUGCCUUUGGGCCCUUUGCCUUCUCCCUGUACCUUCUCGCCAUUGGUGCCGCGCAGUUCAAGCCCAACAUUUCCCCCACUCUCAUCGACCAGAGCCCUCACAAAAAGGCCCACAUCAUCACAGACUCGAACGGCGAGAAGGUCAUCGUCGACCCCGAAGAGUCCAUCAAUAGCGUGAUGCUGUGGUUUUACCUCCUCAUCAACGUCGGUGCCGUUUUCGGUAUCCCCACGACUUACCUCGCCAAGAUCGUCGGCUACUGGGCCGCAUACCUCAUCCCUACCAUCCUAUAUCUGCUACUCCCCCCCCUGCUAUGGUACCUGAACCCCCGCUUGAUCAAACAGCCCCCUGGAGGCUCAGACUUGGGCAAUGUCUUCAAGGUUCUCGGCGACAUCUUCGCCAACGGUGGCCUCAAGCAGAUCGGCCGGGGUGGCUUCUGGGAGAUCGGAAAGCCCAGCGUUCGACGUGCUGCGGGUAGCACCAAGGAGUACGCAUAUGACGACGUGUUUGUCUAUGAUGUGAAGCGUACCUUCCAAGCAUGCGCCAUUUUUCUCUUCGCCCCCAUUUGGCAGGUCAACGACUAUGGUCUUGGUGCCGCUGCCAACGCCUUGACUGCUGCUUUGGACACUAAGGGCCUGCCUAAUGAUCUAUUCGACAAUCUGAACUCUGUGACUAUAGUUUUUUUGGUCCCUAUCAUGAACCACCUCAUCUAUCCUUUUCUGCGAAAGAAGGGCAUCAAGUGGGGCUCCAUCUCCCGUAUCACCUUCGGCUUCGCUCUGGGUACGAUUGGCUCGAUCGGGUACGGUCUGCUGCAAUACUAUGUCUAUCAAACCUCACCUUGCGGCUACAAUGCCUCGACCUGCACGGAGAGAGUCGCUCCUGGCGAGCCCGCACUGUCGCCCAUCCCCUACCCUCUCUACGCCAUCCCCGUCAUCAUUGGUGCCGCCUCCGAGGUCUUCGUCAAUGUCUCACUGUACGGUAUCGCUUAUGCCAUGGCUCCCAAGAACAUGAAGGGUCUCGUGGCCUCCCUGAACCUGUUCAACAGCGCCAUUGCCGCUAUCCUUGGUCUGGCCGCCGCCCCGGCCAUCAAGGAUCCUAACCUAGUCUGGGUCUUCUUCGGACCCACCAUUGCCGGUGGUGUCCUGACUGUUAUCUUCUGGUUCUUGUUCAAGCACCUCGAUGACGAGGAAUUCGUCUUGAACACUGACUUCCGCGACAUGAAGCGUGAUUCCGACGUCAGCGAUGAGGAGACUCCCACUAUUGCUGCGGCCCCAAGCGAGAAGCAGGUUUUGGCCGGUGACAAGAAGGAGUAGAUAUAGAUACUGUCUAGGGUUCCAUCCUAGCCCUUACCUAGGAUGGAGGCUGUAUAUAACCACGUGGAGAUCAGCGAUGAUACCAGAUAAAUGAUUAGAUAAGAAAACAAAUAGAGUGACAUCGAUCGUGUGUAUAUCAACAUCCUCAC
This is a messenger RNA of Xylaria bambusicola, 2236 nucleotides long. RefSeq lists its product as uncharacterized. The record is from RefSeq and is a predicted model, not a curated record. The transcript is spliced from 3 exons. Bases 204 to 2087 code for a protein of 627 amino acids. Gene Ontology annotation, molecular function: dipeptide transmembrane transporter activity. Gene Ontology annotation, cellular component: membrane. Gene Ontology annotation, biological process: transmembrane transport. NCBI's taxonomy places the organism in Eukaryota, Fungi, Ascomycota, Sordariomycetes, Xylariales, Xylariaceae.